CAUCAAUCACUCUUGCGCAUACACAAAAAUCAAAAAAAGUUUGAUCGAUAAUAAUAUUUCUUUAAUUAACAAAUAAAAUUCCCAUCGUGUCUAAUUUUUAUUUUAUCAUAAUUUUCUUUAAAUAUUACAUAUUUUUGAUCUUUUUAUAAUUGAUUAGAUAAAUUAAUUGAAUUAAAUAUGCAAGAACUAAAAAAUACAAGUAUUCACCAUACAGCUCUAAAACUAACAUCUGACAUUCAAGCAAUGAAAAUCUAUGCCUCAUUGUAUAAGACUGUUCAGAAACUUGUUUGCCAACCGGAUGUUGAUAAGAAUGACUUGAGAAAUACCCUUGAAGCUGCAAUUAAGUCUACAGGACUUGAGACUGAGAUUCGAAAUAUAAUUUUUGACCUUGUUAAGAGCUCUUUAAAUACAGAAAUAAGAACCACUCCAGGAACGACUGACCCUUUGGGAUAUCUUAAACGAUCGGCUGUUCAAUGGGACAGAAGGGUUAGAAAAUCACUGAAUUCAAUGUGCAAUGAGCUUAAGAUGCCACUGCAAGGUCAACCAAGAUGUGUAACAGAUCGUGACGAAUUUCUUUCGAAAUGGGAAGAACUUAGCAACUAUACAAUAGAUUUAGCAAGUUUUCGACCAGUUUAUGCACCAAAAGACCUUUUAGAUGUCCUUUUGUCACUAAAAGGUCCUAGCAGAUCAUUGGACAAUAAUGAGUUCGUCCAAAUUCCAAAAUGGGAGUUUUCACACAUUUCUUUGCCAGUAAAAAAUCUGUUCGAUUUGAGAUCCCAUUUUGCUGAGUUAUUGCGCCAAGAUGCAUCUUACGACAUCAGUAUUCAGUGUCAGAAAAUUUUAGACUACAAACACGCGCCGUUAUGCCAACAAAUACUCAAAAAGGGUAACACCCCAGCCCCAUAUCGUGGGGCAUUAUGGGCUUACAUUCUUGGAAGUCACAUCAAUGUUCAUAAUAUGGAACAUUGGAAUAAACUGAAAAGCAAAGUUUUAACCACCGAUCAUAUUGUUGAUAAACUGAUUUUCAAAGAUAUUCAAUUGACUGCUUCGAAUGAUGAUCAAUAUUUUGUUUUCGAAGAUGUUCUAUACCAAGCCAUGUUGUGUUUCUCUAGAGACUGGGAAAUAUCGGAGAAAAUUCAAUUUGAAAGUUUUCCAUUGAAGGGUAAACAAUACGAUGGUCCACCAUCGGGAGUUGUACCUUUUCAUGGAAUUUGUAUGUUUGCUGCUCCAUUUUGUUAUCUAUAUGAUUCACCAAUGAAAUUGUAUUUUACAUUUCGGGCUUUUUAUAUUCGUUAUUGCCAUAGGUUGACAACCAUUAAUACUCAUCCACAGGGCAUAGUAAGUCUUUGUUUGUUAUUUGAAAAAUUACUACAAACACACGAGCCUCAACUGUGGUCUCAUUUUCGUGAGCUACAAAUUCAACCAAUUCGUAUUGUGUUCAAAUGGCUUAUGCGAGCAUUUAGUGGUCAUCUACCUCCUGAUCAACUUCUUGUACUUUGGGACUUGAUGCUUGGAUUUGAUAGCUUGGAAUUACUUUCACUCUUUGCAAUUAUCAUCUUAAGUUUCCGCAAAGAAAGUAUCAUGCAAGUUUCAUCUUUGGAUAAUAUCGAAGCAAUUCUUUCGGAUCUUUCUUCAAUCAAAGUUUUGCCUCUUAUUCAAUUAGCUUUGAGUCGAGAUUAGUUAUAUGUAUACAAUUAAGUGUACAAAAAUAAUACAAACAAUGUGCAAUGUCAGUAUUUUUUAAGAAAAAUUACAAAAUUAAAUAAAAAAUUUUAAAUUGUUAAAAUUUAGUUAAAUAUACC
Episyrphus balteatus (marmalade hoverfly) is the source of this 1802-nucleotide messenger RNA. Its product is annotated as TBC1 domain family member 19. The transcript has 11 exons. Bases 178 to 1680 code for a protein of 500 amino acids. The record is from RefSeq and is a predicted model, not a curated record. Lineage: Eukaryota; Metazoa; Arthropoda; Insecta; Diptera; Syrphidae.